Zea mays is the source of this 875-nucleotide messenger RNA. Its product is annotated as transcription factor IND. NCBI's taxonomy places the organism in Eukaryota, Viridiplantae, Streptophyta, Magnoliopsida, Poales, Poaceae. Gene Ontology annotation, biological process: regulation of DNA-templated transcription. The coding region runs from base 1 to 867 and encodes 288 amino acids. The record is from RefSeq and is a predicted model, not a curated record. Gene Ontology annotation, molecular function: DNA-binding transcription factor activity; protein dimerization activity. The transcript has a single exon.
AUGAACAACAUUACGCAGCACAACUCGAGCAGCUCAUGGGAUUUGGACAUGAGCCUCGGCACCCACCACCACCCUCUCCUCUUCGACAGCCACCCCAACCCGGGGCCGCCGCCGCCGCCGCCAUUAUCCUUCCACCUCUCCUCCUCCUCCCACCACCCUCCGGCGCCGCAUCCUGCACACCACCAUCCCAGCUUGGGUCCUUCGCUGUCUUCCUCCCUCUUCCCACAACCACCGCACCACCACCAUCAUCGGCUCCACCGCCUCGGCCUCGACAUCGACGACCCUUCCUCCCAUUCCCACGGCCACCGCGGGAACGACGAGCUGGAGGAGAUGCGGAAGCAGCACGAGGCGGCAGCCGAGCACGUGGACGAGGAGCUCGGCGCCAUGAAGGAGAUGAUGUACCGGAUCGCGGCCAUGCAGCCGGUGGACAUCGACCCGGCCACCGUCAAGAAGCCGCGCCGCCGCAACGUACGCAUCAGCGAGGACCCCCAGAGCGUGGCGGCCCGGCACCGGCGCGAGCGGAUCAGCGAGCGCGUCCGCGUCCUGCAGCGGCUCGUGCCCGGCGGCACCAAGAUGGACACCGCCUCCAUGCUCGACGAGGCCAUCCGCUACAUCAAGUUCCUCAAGCGCCAGGUGCAGGAGCUCCAGCACCCGGCGCACGCGGCCGCCGGAGCAGGAGCCGGGCCCAGCGUCUCGGCCGUGGGCGGCCUGCCGCUCAUUGACUGGGCCGGGCUCGUGAGGCCCGUCGACAUCCACGGGCCGACGUCGCCAUCGUCCUCGUCGUCCAUGGGCGGCGCCGGCGCCCACGCCGCGCUAGGGUUCGGGUUCAGCAGCGCCGGCGGCCAGAGCAGCCAUGGAAUGCACUGAGCGAUCGA